UCUCAAAUGAACAAAAAAACAUGCAAACUUCCAAAAAAAAUUUCUCACAAUGGACCCCAGAUCCGAAAUCAAGGUCGAUUACGCUCCUCUCUUCCGCAUAUACAACAACGGCCGCAUCGACCGCUUCACCGGCAACACCAAAACCCCGGCCGGCUUCGACCCGGUCACGAACGUCACCUCAAAAGACGUCACCGUCGACUCCACCACCGGGGUCUCAGCCCGUCUCUACCUUCCGACUUUCUUGAAGACGAGGAGGCUCCCGAUCCUUGUUUAUUACCACGGCGGGGUGUUCUGCGUCGAAUCUGCUUCUUCUCCUCCCUACCACUUCUUCCUCAAUUUGCUCGUGUCACGAGCGAACAUCGUCGCCGUGUCGGUUGACUAUCGCCUCGCUCCUGAGCACUUGAUACCCGCCGCGUAUGAUGAUUCGUGGGCCGCGCUGAAGUGGGCGCUUGGCUCGGGUUCGGACGCUUGGUUGAGGGAUUAUGGUGAUUUUGAACGCGUGUUUUUGGCGGGAGAUAGUGCGGGGGGCAACAUCACACACAACAUGGCAAUGAGAGCGGGAGCCGAAGGAAUAGCAUUAGAAGGCAUACAAUUAGUCCACCCGUUCUUCUGGGGAACCGAACGUAUCGGUUCAGAAACGAUGUUAAAGGCCGGCACUGUCAAAUUCAUCGCAAACCUUUGGACGGCGGUGACCACACCAGACGUUGGGCCAGACGAUCCAAGAUUCAAUCCAAUAGCGAAGAGUUCGCCGAGCUUGAAGGGGCUGGGAUGCAGGAGAGCCAUGGUUUGCGUGGCGGAUUGCGAUCGGCUGGCCGAGAGAGGGAGGGCGUAUUGUGAAGUGCUGAGGGGGAGCGGGUGGAAAGGGGAAGUGGAGCUGGUUGAGAGCAAAGGAGAGCAUGUUUUUCAUUUGAAGAGUCCCGAGGGUGAGGAAGCUUUGGCGCUUUUAAAGAAGAUGGUUGAGUUCUUUACGCGGGGGCGGGGCCAGGAUUUCAAAUCCAAUCUUUAAUCAUUGGAGUGGAAACAAAAAUUCCUGUUUUUUUAAAAAAUAUGGAUUUUAAAUGGUUAAAAUUGUAAUGUAAUGUUUGUAAGGCUGUGUUCAGUUAUAAGCAGUUGAAACAAGAAGUAUUUACAACAUGGUUCCUAGUAAGCAUUGUCGAAGCAUUCUUCAAUUGGAAUGCAGUGGCAAUUAGUAUGAAGUUCCAACCACUCCCACCCAUAUACAACGUGAAGUGUUUAAUAGU
This is a messenger RNA of Asparagus officinalis (garden asparagus), 1241 nucleotides long. Its product is annotated as tuliposide A-converting enzyme 1, chloroplastic-like. The transcript is spliced from 2 exons. The record is from RefSeq and is a predicted model, not a curated record. Bases 50 to 1006 code for a protein of 318 amino acids. Lineage: Eukaryota; Viridiplantae; Streptophyta; Magnoliopsida; Asparagales; Asparagaceae. Gene Ontology annotation, molecular function: hydrolase activity.